AUUCACAGUGGAAGACAGUCUUAUGAAUGUAGGGAGUGUGGGAAAGCUUUUACAUCUGUUUUCAUCCUCAAUCAUCAUCAGAGAGUCCACAGAAAAGAAAGACCUCAUCAGUGCCGUGAAUGUGGAAAAUCUUUUAUGCUCAGUCUACACCUUCAUAUACACCAAAUAGUUCACACUGGAGUAAAGCCUCAUCAGUGCAGCGAGUGUGGGAAAUCGUUUUCAGCUGGUUCCAAGCUUAGUAACCAUCAGAGAGUGCACAGCGGAGAAAGACCUUAUGAGUGCAGCGAAUGCGGGAAGUCUUUUAUCCAAAGGCAUCACCUUAUGACACACCAGAGAGUUCACACCGGAGAAAGGCCACACCAGUGCAAGGAAUGUGGGGAGUUUUUUGCUUCCGGUUUUAACCUCAGAAAUCAUCAGAGAAUUCAUACCGGAGAAAGGCCUUACGAGUGCAGUGAAUGUGGCAAAUCCUUCAUCCAAAAAUGUUACUUUCUUACACACCUGAGAAUUCACACAGGAGAAAGGCCUUAUGAGUGCAGUGUAUGUGGGUCAUCUUUUACCACCAAUUACGCCCUCCAUAAACACCAGAGAGUUCACACAAGCAAAAGGCCUUAUGAGUGUACUGAAUGUGGGAAAUCCUUUAGGACAAAUUCUUACCUCAUUGAACACUGGAGAGUUCACACUGGAGAAAAGCCUUAUCAGUGUAGAGAAUGUGAGAAAUCCUUUUCGACUGGAACAGGCCUCCGUUAUCAUCAGAGCGUUCACACCGGAUUAAAGCCUUUUGAGUGCAGUGAAUGCGGGAAGUCUUUUCCCUGUAGCUCAGCGCUCAUUCGACAUCAAAGAACUCACACAGGAGAAAGGCCUUAUGUGUGCGUUGAAUGUGGGAAAUCCUUUAUUCGAAGACAUCAUCUUGUUGAACACCAGCGCAUUCACACAAAGGCCUCAGGAUUGUAGAGAAUAUGGGCGAUCUUCUUUUUCCCCUCUGGGAAAUCUUUUAAAAAUAUUUUCUAGUCCAAUUAACAGUGGAUAGUUCACAUGGGAGAAAGGUGUUUGAUUGCAAAAAUAUGCUAAAUCCUUUAGCCGUAAAUCUUCCCUUUCUUAGCACCUGAGACUUAAUGUUGGUGAAAGGUCUCAUGAGUGUAGUGGACGUAUGAAAUGUUUUAGCUGUAUCUAUGGUGUUUGUUUUUAUCUGAGAGUUCACGUAGGUUGAAGGCUGUAUGUUGCAGCAAAUGUGAAAAAUCGUUUACCCGUAGCUUGCCAGUCUUUCCGUCCCUGUCAGUUCACUCAAUAGAAUGGUCUUAGGGCUGCAGGGAAUGUGGGAAAUCCUUUUCCGAAAGGAUUUACCUUAUUGUACAGUGUAGCGUUUGCAUGAGAGAAAUAUUUCAG
Myotis brandtii (Brandt's bat) is the source of this 1383-nucleotide messenger RNA. Its product is annotated as zinc finger protein 551-like. The annotation marks the transcript as partial. NCBI's taxonomy places the organism in Eukaryota, Metazoa, Chordata, Mammalia, Chiroptera, Vespertilionidae. Gene Ontology annotation, molecular function: RNA polymerase II cis-regulatory region sequence-specific DNA binding; DNA-binding transcription factor activity, RNA polymerase II-specific. Gene Ontology annotation, biological process: regulation of transcription by RNA polymerase II. The transcript has a single exon. The record is from RefSeq and is a predicted model, not a curated record.